Messenger RNA from Rosa rugosa (rugosa rose), 1201 nucleotides. Its product is annotated as PRA1 family protein A1-like. The record is from RefSeq and is a predicted model, not a curated record. Bases 206 to 835 code for a protein of 209 amino acids. NCBI's taxonomy places the organism in Eukaryota, Viridiplantae, Streptophyta, Magnoliopsida, Rosales, Rosaceae. The transcript has 8 exons. Gene Ontology annotation, cellular component: membrane.
UUUAUGACAAAACUUGGGCGAGUGAAGCAGAGACCAAAACCAAAAAGAUCAGUUCUUUCCUUGGCCUCAAACCAGAUCACACACCACCAUCCUCCAAUCCCUUCCCUUCUUUUUCCGACGAUUCUCUUAUUCAACGUUUCGCGCUCUCUCUCUCUCUGCCCUCUUCCCGCAACGACUGCGUUUUAGCUAGGGUUUCGAACCAGAAAUGGAUUGGGGCAACGUCACGGCGGAGGAUCUGGUCGACGCUCUCCGCGAAGUGGACUGGUCGUCUCCGCCGCGCCCUUUCUCGGAAUUCUUCUCCAGGUUCACAGUCCCCAGAUCCUCUUCCAAAUGGAACAGCCGCCUCAAAUGCAAUCUCUACUACUACAGAACCAACUACUUCCUUUUGAUUGUUACGAUUCUCGGCUUGGCUUUUCUAACGAGGCCUCUUGCAAUUGUUGCUGCCUUUCUGACGGCACUCAGCGUUGCUUUUCUGAAUGACAGCUUUGCAGGUACUUUUAGUGAGAAAGUAACAAGAUCUGUGAGGCAAUUCUCUCCACAUUUAGCUGCAAAGAUGAGACCUCCUCUUACGCCUGUAAUUCGUGGACGUCCUUCAGCCAAGAGAGCAAUAUUCAUAUGUGGUCGGCCUCGUUGGGUGUUUGUCUUGAUAUUCUCUUCUGUGAGUUUCAUCCUGUGGUUUGUUUCCUGUGGUCUCUUAAUUGUCGCAUGGGCACUCUCCUUUGGACUUCUUGCCACUUUACUGCAUGCAAGCUUCAGGACACCCAACUUGAAAGCACGUCUGAACACAUUCCGCGAGGAAUUUCGUCAAGUUUGGCGCAACUAUAGUGAGCUGUAACUUACCUGGAAUUUCUAUGAUCAACAGUCUUUGCUUCUGUUAGGAAUUGUGCUAUUGAUUGUGAAUCUCAUACAAGUUGUGAUUUGGAGCUUGAGCUUCACUACAGCUGCUAUAAAAUAAUCUUGGCUGGACUGGAAUUCCUAGGUAAAAGCUGCCUACCUCUGAAGAUCACCAGUGGGAUGUAAAUCGUCAUGAACUCCUGUUUCUGUAAAGCAAAUUGUUCCAUUUCACAAUCCAUAUUUGUAGGAAACAUUGAAGGAUCUUAUGUGCAGUAGUGUUUAACAUUCUUAGAAUAUAUGGGCGGUGUCUUUUAAGUCCCUCUGCUUGUUUUUAUGUUGCUUUGAAUAGAAGAUAGUGAUUUAGUUG